AUGGAGUGGAUGGAUUUUGCAUUAGAAAAAGCAAAAGAAUCCUUUAAAGCAGGAGAAGUACCUGUUGGUUGUCUUUUUAUUUAUGAAAAUGAAAUAAUUGCAACGUGUAAUAAUACAGUUAAUGAGACGCGAAAUGCGACACGACACGCUGAAUUAAAUUGUAUUGACAAAGUUUUAAAAUUUUGUGAUGAAAGACAAUUGAAUUAUAAAUUGGUUUUUUCAAAUAUUGACGUUAUAGUUACAGUUGAACCAUGCAUAAUGUGCGCUGCUGCUUUAUAUGAACUGAAAGUUCGAAGUAUUAUUUUUGGUUGUGCUAAUGAUAGAUUUGGUGGUUGUAGUAGUGUUUUUAAUGUUGAAAAAAUUUACGGUUCGGAAAUAAAAAUUAUUGGUAACGUAAAAGGCGACGAAGCCAUGCAACUAUUAAAAGACUUUUAUAAAGGAGAAAAUCCAAAUGCUCCUGAAUCGAAAGUUAAGAAAAGUCGUAAAAAAACAAAUUGAAUGAUUUGUUUAAAUUUUAUUUUUUUUCUCUGUAUAAAAAUAUUUUAAGUUUGUGACUUUUAUAAAUAAAAAUUUCUUAAACAUUU
This is a messenger RNA of Leptopilina boulardi, 584 nucleotides long. RefSeq names its product tRNA-specific adenosine deaminase 2. The transcript has a single exon. Gene Ontology annotation, cellular component: cytoplasm; nucleus. The record is from RefSeq and is a predicted model, not a curated record. Gene Ontology annotation, biological process: tRNA wobble adenosine to inosine editing. NCBI's taxonomy places the organism in Eukaryota, Metazoa, Arthropoda, Insecta, Hymenoptera, Figitidae. Bases 1 to 498 code for a protein of 165 amino acids. Gene Ontology annotation, molecular function: tRNA-specific adenosine-34 deaminase activity.